UGGAACCCUGGAACUGCUGGAACCCCUGAGUAGCACUGGAUGGCCUGGAGGUGCUGGAACCCCUGGAGGUGCUGGAACCCCUGGAGCACUGGAUGGCCUGGAGCUGCUGGAACCCCUGGAACUGCUGGAACCCCUGGAGGUGCAGGAACCCCUGGAAGCACUGGAUGGCCUGGAGCUGCUGGAACCCCUGGAGGUGCUGGAACCCCUGGAGGUGCUGGAACCCCUGGUAGCACUGGAUGGCCUGGAGGGGCUGGAACCCCUGGAGGUGCUGGAACCCCUGGAGGUGCUGGAACCCAUGGUAGCACUGGAUGGCCUGGGUGUUGGAACCCCUGGAGGUGCUGGAACCCCCUGGUAGCACUGGAUGGCCUGGAGGGCUGGAACACCUGGAGUGCUGGAACCCCUGGUAGCACUGGAUGGCCUGGAGGGGCUGGAACCCCUGGAGGUGCUGGAACCCCUGGUAGCACUGGAUGGCCUGGAGGUGCUGGAACCCCUGGAGGUGCUGGAACCCUGGGAAGUGCUGGAACUCCUGGAGGUGCUGGAACCCCUGGAGGUGCUGGAACCCCUGGAGGUGCUGGAAUUCCUGGUAGCACUGGAUAUCCUGGAAGUGCUGGAACCCUGGAGGUGCUGGAACCCCUGGAGGUGCUGGAACCCCUGGUAGCACUGGAUGGCCUGGAGGUGCUGGAACCCUGGUAGUACUGGAUGGCCUGGAGGUGCUGGAACUCCUG
Messenger RNA from Homarus americanus (American lobster), 725 nucleotides. Its product is annotated as collagen alpha-1(I) chain-like. The transcript has 10 exons. Bases 40 to 693 code for a protein of 217 amino acids. The record is from RefSeq and is a predicted model, not a curated record. Lineage: Eukaryota; Metazoa; Arthropoda; Malacostraca; Decapoda; Nephropidae.